Molecule: messenger RNA, 889 nt
Organism: Aphanomyces invadans
Lineage: Eukaryota; Oomycota; Saprolegniomycetes; Saprolegniales; Verrucalvaceae
Exons: 2
Coding region: 16-660 (214 amino acids)
Biological process (GO): protein dephosphorylation
Molecular function (GO): phosphatidylinositol-4,5-bisphosphate 5-phosphatase activity; protein tyrosine/serine/threonine phosphatase activity
Source: RefSeq, a predicted model, not a curated record
UGAACGCAAGUCAACAUGACAGCCGAUCUCAUGCGAGCAACGGCGGCAGUGUCAGUGGCCGCUGGGAUCGUGUACGUGGCGUUCCAACUGCACCUGCUCCCAAGAUCUAUCGCAAGCGUUGUGAGCAAAGUUUACUUCUUUCCGACAUGGCCAUUGACUUACCUCUCACGACGAACUGCCUACUAUACGCUGGUUGACUCGCAUGUGUUUGUUGGAGCAGCACCAAUGGAAUUCAUGGGCCAUGUGUCGCAGAUGGCAUCCCGCGGUGUUCGAGGUGUAGUGAAUAUGUGCGAUGAAUACGAGGGGCCUGUGCACGCGUACAAGAAAGCAGGCAUCAAGCAGCUUCGCCUUCCUACGCCAGAUCACACGGAGCCGACCCUAGACGACAUCCGCCAAGCCAUCGCGUUCAUCGAACUCCACAAGUCCCAAGGGGCGCGAGUGUACAUCCAUUGCAAAGCUGGCGCCGGGCGAAGUGCCGCUGUCGCCUUUUGCUGGCUCCUGCAGUCCACGGGAUGGAGCCCGGAAGAAGUUCAGCAGUAUCUGAGCGAGAAGCGGCGGGUUCGCCGCAGCUUGAAGUCCCAACCAACCAUAUUGGCCUUCUACCGCAGCCUCCCGUCUCCUCCAUCUGCUCGCCCCAUCUCCGCCUUCCCGUCGCAAUGAAAUAUCCCGCGAUUGUACACGUCCUUGGGUUAAUAGGAACCGUAUCGGAGCUCUUUGUCGUAGGCUGCUUUCAGGUGCACGUCCGACAGCACGGCAUAUGCGGCAGACAUGCCCUUAAACAGUUCGCCGUCUUCGACAGAUUUGGCUUUGUCUGGUCAGGAAAAUUGUAAGGAGUGUGCCGCCAGAUAAACACUGUGAUGUCGAAUCGUACCUGGAUGAUACAUCAGGG